This is a messenger RNA of Populus euphratica (Euphrates poplar), 2399 nucleotides long. RefSeq names its product glucan endo-1,3-beta-glucosidase 8. The record is from RefSeq and is a predicted model, not a curated record. The transcript is spliced from 2 exons. Gene Ontology annotation, biological process: carbohydrate metabolic process. Lineage: Eukaryota; Viridiplantae; Streptophyta; Magnoliopsida; Malpighiales; Salicaceae. The coding region runs from base 858 to 2300 and encodes 480 amino acids. Gene Ontology annotation, molecular function: hydrolase activity, hydrolyzing O-glycosyl compounds.
UCCUUGUCAAAAACCGCCUGUCUCUCUGUUAUCUCGUUUGUUCUCCUCCUUCAACCUUUUCAUUGUCAAAAACCAUCUGUAUCUCUGUUGUCUCUUUUGUAUUUUGUUCUGACUCAACUAAAAUAAUACGCAUCACAUUGAAAACAGAAGGUUGUGGAAUUUCUUGUGUGUUUCCUUUUUCUAAUUGUACACUCCUAUCUAUUCCUAUCCUUUUCCCCCCUAAAAGGAUAGCAUAUAAAAAAUCCCCUGUUUUUGAAAUCCAGUGAUUUUGAUCUUUCCACACUAUUAAGUUUUGGUUUUACUUGUUUCCUUCAAAACCCAUCUUCUAAAACCCAUCAAUUCGUUCUCUUUGGUAGUUAAUUCUUUUUAAUCGUAAUAAAGUAUCAAUCUUUCUGUUCAUCUCCACUUGCUCUGUUUCUUUAAUUUCUCAAGUAAAAGGUGGAUUCUUGGUUAUUGAUUCUCUCUUUAUUCACACCCCAAAAGGGUAUAAAAAAGUUUGUUUCUUUUACACUUCGGGUUUUGCUUCAUAUUUAUAUUCUUUUUUUUCUCUCUCUCUUUUCCUUGUUGUAUUUUUUUUCAGUUUUGAAAUAUACAUGGGAUUCUUGCAUGUUUCUCUCCUACUAUCAUAAAAAUCACGAUCUCAGAAUCGUGUCCCGUAAAUCGCUAGUUUUUUGUUGAUUUAGUGCAUCCACUUGUCAAAAAACGUUGCCUUCCCUCUCUUUCUCAUUAAUUAAAAAAAAGGAAAGAAACUGAGUUUUCAGUUACAGCAAUAAACAAAAACCCUUCGACUUUACUUGCAUUGUCUUGUCUUGUCUUCUGUUUGAGUUCUUCUUUUUACUUGGAAACCAAAACUAAAAAUGGGCACCUGUUGGUUUCUCAAAUUGGUUUUGGUUUUAGGCCUUUUAGAGAAUUGUGUUGAUGGUCUUGGUGUUAAUUGGGGAACUAUGGCUAUACGUAAAUUGCCACCAGAAACAGUUGUUGAAAUGUUGAAGGAUAAUGGGAUCCAAAAAGUGAAGCUUUUUGAUGCAGACCAAAAUACAAUGAAUUCACUUGCUGGUACUGGCAUUGAAGUUAUGGUUGCUAUUCCUAAUGACCAGCUUGCUGUGAUGGGUGAUUAUAAUCGUGCUAAAGAUUGGGUAAAGAGGAAUGUGACUCGUUAUAAUUUUAACGGAGGAGUUACCAUCAAGUAUGUAGCAGUUGGUAAUGAGCCUUUUCUCAAAUCCUACAAUGGUUCAUUCUUAAACACUACCUUCCCCGCACUUCGGAACAUACAAAAUGCCCUCAAUGAUGCUGGGGUUGGAGACUCCAUAAAGGCCACUGUACCCCUUAAUGCUGACGUCUAUAACUCCCCAGAUGACCAAGCUUAUCCAUCUUCUGGAAGAUUCCGCAGUGAUAUUAAUGACCUUAUGACCGAGAUUGUUCAGUUUUUGGCUCAGAACAAUGCACCUUUCACUGUGAACAUCUAUCCUUUCUUGAGUCUCUAUGGGAACGACGAUUUCCCAUUUGAUUAUGCUUUCUUUGACGGGGCUCCUCAACCUGUUGUAGAUAGAGGUACUGGGAUUCAGUACACCAAUGUUUUUGAUGCCAACUUCGACACCUUGGUCUCGGCCCUGAAAGCAGCGGGCCAUGGGGAUAUGCCCAUUGUAGUCGGUGAGGUAGGCUGGCCAACAGAUGGGGACAAGAAUGCCAACAUAGGUAAUGCUAUUAGGUUUUACAAUGGGCUUUUACCACGACUUGCUGGCAACAGAGGCACCCCACUUCGGCCUGGCUACAUAGAAGUUUACUUGUUUGGUCUUCUUGACGAGGAUGCCAAGAGCAUCGCUCCUGGGAAUUUUGAGCGCCAUUGGGGAAUCUUUCGAUAUGAUGGGCAGCCUAAGUUUCCUAUGGAUCUUUCUGGUCAGGUUGCAAACAAGUGGCUAGUGGGUGCGCAGAAUGUUCAAUAUCUACCGUCAAGAUGGUGCAUGUUUAAUCCAAACGCCAAGGAUCUUAGCAAGCUUGCAGAUAACAUAAAUUAUGCCUGCUCCCGUUCAGAUUGCACGGCACUUGGAUAUGGCUCUUCCUGUAAUGGCCUGGACACCAAUGGGAAUGCUUCAUAUGCAUUCAAUAUGUACUACCAGGUGCAAAACCAGGAUGAAUUCGCCUGUAAUUUCGAGGGCUUGGCCACGGUUACCGAACAGAAUAUUUCUCAAGGGAACUGCAAUUUCACCAUCCAGAUAGUAGCUUCAUCUUCCUCCUCUCUCACCCUGUCAUUGAUGACUUCUGUAUUUGUAACAGCCUUGUUAACAUCCCUUUUUCUAUAGAUUGAUUUUUGUAGAUACCUUGGACAUCUAUUGCUCUUGGCUUUUUUGACAUUGGUUACUCUGCCAAUUCAUUUAAUAAAUUUCCACUGUUGCUUUAAU